UUUAUCAAAUAUGACGUUUCUUCCUAAUCAACUUUUUGUUUUUGGAUGAUGGCAAGACGACAGCGCAACGAGAAACCAUUCGGGCAGCGGCUCUUUUUGUUUGCCUUUUGGCUCACGCGGGUGGCAAUCUCCUUUUGCCAGUCGGUGGCUCGAGACAAAAAUUAGCCGCCAUCAUCAUCAUAAUCAUCUCAAAAUUCAGUUGCACACUCUACGCAUAAUUUAUAUGAAGCUUCUCUAUGAAUAUCCUAUUGAAUUAUUGUAAUAUUCUGAUAUCAAUUAAAUACGUAAGCCCUGGUUGUCUAUCACAAUGCGUCAACUGCGCCCCACAGCCGAUAUAUCAGUAUGUGCUCAAUGUGCCGACUAACUAUUUGCAAGUCCCCUCAACCUCUAACCGAUCUCCAUGUUGCGUGCCUACAUCCAACGUGCAAACAAUUCAAUCUGCCAGAGCGUUUACUAAUGGAGCGCAAGGAAGUCAAGUCAUCAUGUAUUAUAACGGUCAAAGAGUCGUAGCCAACAGCCAGGAUCCACAACAACAACAGCAAGCUGGAUCAAAUUUCAACCAGGCACCCAACUAUCAAAAUCCAGGACCUAUUCCUGGCUAUCAAACUGGAUACGAUCAAAACCAAAAUCAAACUCAGUCAGGAGGAUAUUAUCCGAAUAACUUGAACGGUGGAGUUGUGGCCGGUGGUGCAACAACUGGAACUGUGGUCAUUGGCGGCGUUACUCAACAAGUCACUCAAGGAGGUCAGCCAAAUGUUGGCGGGAAUGUUGGAGGUCAAAAUCAGAAUGUCGGUGGUGUUGUUGGUGAUCAAAAUCAAAACCAAUAUCAAAAUCAGAACAUCAAUGCUGCUGGAGUAGUUGGAAAUCAGAAUCAGUUCCAAAACCAGAACCAAAAUAUCAACGCUGGUGGGUACGUUGGUGAUCAAAAUCAAAAUCAAUUCCAAGACCCGAAUCAGGGCCAGUAUCAAAACCAAAACCAAAACAUAAAUACUGGUGGGUAUAUCGGAGAUCAGAGCCAAAAUCAAAACCAAGGACAGUAUCCAGAUCCGAACCAAGGGCAAUAUCAGAAUCAAAACCAACAAAACCAAAAUAUUAAUGCAGGAGGUUAUGUCGAUCAAAAUCAAUUCCAAGGUCAAGAUCAAAACAUCAAUGCCGGUGGAUACGUAGGUAAUCAGAAUCAGAAUCCCGGGCAGUUCCAGGACCAAAACCAAAACAAUUACCAAGGGCAAUAUCAAGGAAGCACUCUAGCUCCGUCCGCUGGGGAAGUUGAUUACCAACCAUUUACUCCUUCAGGAAACACCGAUUAUAACAAUAAUGCUCAAGGAUUCGACCAACAACAAGGUCAACAGGGUCAAUAUCAGCAGAACCAAAACGACCAGCAGGUGAUCUACCCAUCUGGAGGAGUAGUUGCAGGAGGAGCUGUGACUGGAGGAUCUUACAACUCACCAAACUCUGGAUACGUCCAGGCUCAACCACAAACCUACCCGACCCAAGUAGUCACGGGAGGAGCUGUUCCGAACCAGAACGUUCAGCAACAGCCAGAUGUCAACACUCAGUACCAAGAUCAGAAUGUUCAGCAAAACCAACAAAAUCAGCAGAAUAUGGGACAACAAGGAAACUUCCAAGGGAAUCAGCAAGGAGGAUUCGUUGGAUCAACGACACCACAACAAGGACAACACUUUACUACUUCUCCACAAGGACAAUACCAACAACCAUCAACACAAUACACCAAUCAACAAGGCAUGUAUUCCAGCACUCCAGGUUAUCAGCAAGGUGAAUUGUUGACAGAAGGUUCAGGUACUGAAGAAAAUGUGUUCUUAGGAGGACAACAGCAGUUCACAACUUCACCAAACGGACAGCAAGGUUUCAACGACGACCAGCAAGGUUAUACCGACAACACCCUUACCCCUUCCGUUGAAAAUCAACACAAUGAUCAGUUCACCCAGAGCCCAAAUACCCAAGAAACAUUUCCCCAAACAAGUCCUAUCCCUGUAAUCUACCCAGUCCCAGUAGCUGGACAAAACACCCCGGCGCCUAGUACCCAAACGAAUCAAUUUACCCAGCAAUCUUUCGAAACAUCCCCAAUGACUACUCAAUCCCCUUACCCAGUUAUCUAUCCUGUCCCUUCUGCCGGACAAGAGACCCCGAGCCCCAAUCAACCAACUUCGACCGUAUCUUCUAAUCAAGAUGAGUUUGGUACCUCGUCUCAAUUCCAAAAUGAUGCCGCUAAUUUCGGAACAACGCAGUCCCCUAAUUACGUGCCAGUCCCAGUCCCUAUCCCGCAAAACCAAAACAAUGGAAAUGUACCUUUGGAGACAACUUCUACCAUCCCUGUUCAAAAUGAUAGUGGAACUAUGCCAGUUGCAGGGUCGUAUUUUGGGCCAAGCAGCACUAAUUCAUUCCAAUCGACGACACCAACGACGACUAACAAUUUCAACAAUGGACAGCCAUCAACCGGGUUCCAAUCAACCACUGGAAUGCCGACCACGAACGAUCAAUCCGGUUUUAUCGCCUCGUCCACAAUGGAUCCGAACAUGCCACAAGCGCAAUAUCCAAGUCAACAAGAAAUAAUGACGGCGACCGGCCAACAAUCCGAUCAAUCGAACAGUGCUAAUAUGGUGUCCACCCCCGCGCCACAGUUUCCAAGUCAACAGGAACUCGGUGCCACAUCGCAAAACACGCAGCCUACACCAGUCCCACAGUUCCCAGCUCAACAAGACUUGGGAUCCACUGCCGGCCAGAAUGGUAACUUUAAUGGCCAGCAAAACGGCGGUGGUUUCACACAACAGGCUGCUGGUGUGACACCUCAAUUCCCAAGUCAACAGGAGCUGAUUCAAAGAGAUCAGCAGAAUAUUGGAGUUACAGGACAACCUGUCAAUGAUGCUGGUUUCACACCUCAAUACGGAGACAUGAAUACACAAUACGGACGGUACGCAUCUAGCACAGCCGUUAAAGCGUCAUCGAACCCACAAUUUGAUCAACCCAGUGCUGAUCAGCAGCAGCCACAAAACUCAGCACGAAGCAACUUGCAAGUUCUUAUCGCAACAUCAUUGCUGAUGAUCUUCGUGUGGUGAUUAUUUUAUUAGUUCGAUGAUCUAAAUUUUUUUGCUCAAAUCUUUUCAUUUUCUUCUCUGUAUAUUUGAGGCCUAGCCAAACCACUUUCCCCGAGUUUUUCGUUCACAUGAACUAACUUGCCUUCACACAUUUACACCGUCAAUAUUUUUAAAUUCAAUCUACUUAUGAAAUGAAUAAAAUAAAUAUUUCAACA
Caenorhabditis elegans is the source of this 3268-nucleotide messenger RNA. It is a transcript of the gene pqn-36, whose product is annotated as Prion-like-(Q/N-rich)-domain-bearing protein. The transcript has 10 exons. NCBI's taxonomy places the organism in Eukaryota, Metazoa, Nematoda, Chromadorea, Rhabditida, Rhabditidae. The record is from RefSeq and is marked reviewed. Bases 237 to 3074 code for a protein of 945 amino acids.